Messenger RNA from Aspergillus welwitschiae, 1369 nucleotides. Its product is annotated as NAD(P)-dependent oxidoreductase. The record is from RefSeq and is a predicted model, not a curated record. Gene Ontology annotation, molecular function: NAD binding; NADP binding; oxidoreductase activity, acting on the CH-OH group of donors, NAD or NADP as acceptor. The coding region runs from base 59 to 1003 and encodes 314 amino acids. NCBI's taxonomy places the organism in Eukaryota, Fungi, Ascomycota, Eurotiomycetes, Eurotiales, Aspergillaceae. The transcript is spliced from 5 exons.
CCCCGCCCUACAUCUCAGUCAGGCCCAAAUUACUCCAGUCUAACAUACAACAUACAUCAUGACACGAAUUGGUUGGUUUGGCCUCGGCUCCAUGGGCCUCGCCAUGGCCAGCAAUCUCCAAAGACAUCUAGCCCGCAAAACAGCCCCAAGUCUCAUAUACUCCAACCGAACCAUUUCCCGAGGUGACCCCCUCAAGAAACUAGGCGGUACGCCCGCAGACAACUUCUCAAAGCUUGUCUCGCAAUGUGGGAUUAUUUUCACCAUGGUCUCUAAUGACGCCGUCCUGCAAGAAUUGGUCACCACAGCUAUUAACUCUGGCCACUCCCUCAAAGACAAGAUCUUCGUUGACUGCUCAACGGUUCUCCCCGAGACUGUGGGUGCAACAGCCUCGAAGCUGAAAGAAAAGGAAGCGAAGUUCCUCUCCGCUCCUGUUUUCGGGGGCAACCCCAUUGCUGUGGAUGGGAAGCUAGUAUUUGCCAUCGGAGGGCCCAAGCAGGUGGCAGAGGUGGUGAAGCCGUUGAUCCAGGACGUGAUGGGAAGAAAGGUGAUUGAUUGCGGAGAGGACGCUAUGAAGUAUUCGCUUUUGAAGAUUGCGGGCAAUAUCAUCACGGUGAACUUGAUGGAGGCGGUUGGUGAAGCACAGGUCUUUGCUGAGAAGACGGGCUUGGGUACAGGGCCUAUGGAGGACCUUAUCGGAGAGGCUUUUGGAGGUGUAGCUGGUGGUUAUUCCAAACGAUUGACUACUGGUGCCUAUGCACCGCCAUUGGACUCUCGCCCAGGCUUCGGGGUGUCUCUGGCCAUCAAAGAUGCAAAGCACGCGUUUGCCAUGGCGAAACAGCAUAACGUGGAAUUGCCGGGUUUGCAGGUUUCUCUCGAUAACAUGGAGGCUGCCAGGGAGUACGCGGGCGAAUGCUUGGACAGCAGCUCCAUGUACGGCUAUCUGCGGCAGAAGGCAGGCUUGGAGUUUUGGAAUGAAAAGAGUCGACAGGGAAACUCUCAAUAGACUAGACUACAGAGUAGAUACAAGACCGGGCCAGUCGUGUUGAUCUCUCUCCAAAGGGGCGACAAUAGUAGUUACAUUGUCCUAUAUAGUGAUAAAUAUAACCGAUGAUAGUCAUCCACCAUUUAGAUGGCCAAGAAUGUGAAAGCCCUUCCAGACAGAUAACCGCUGUCGGACUGUCCUCCUGCCCGCAGUCAGAGACAUGCGCCUACGUGGUGGAGAGUUCGAGACCCCUCCAUGAAGCCCUCUAUUAAGGCAUUCUUCGCAGCUAAGGGCCGGCCAGAAUAUGAGCUUUUUGGGUUGUUGCUGUGGUGCAAAUGCCCACGCAGGACUAGUCCGUUUUGAUAAUCGCGCACGGACACUGGAAUA